Messenger RNA from Metopolophium dirhodum (rose-grain aphid), 3125 nucleotides. Its product is annotated as sodium-coupled monocarboxylate transporter 2-like. NCBI's taxonomy places the organism in Eukaryota, Metazoa, Arthropoda, Insecta, Hemiptera, Aphididae. The transcript is spliced from 13 exons. Bases 875 to 2593 code for a protein of 572 amino acids. The record is from RefSeq and is a predicted model, not a curated record. Gene Ontology annotation, biological process: transmembrane transport; sodium ion transport. Gene Ontology annotation, cellular component: membrane. Gene Ontology annotation, molecular function: symporter activity.
CGUUCGACUCUUGUACACCGCGAUUCCGAUUCGUUACGUUUCGUUUUACGUUUUUUUUUUUUUUAAACUUUAACAAUCAGAUGUUAUUAAUGUAACUAUUAUUUUUUGACGACCGGAAAACGCGGUAAACAGUACUUAUUACAUUUCAUUUACGAACCGACGAUAUCCAUCAUUAUCCGUAAUAUAAUAUAUGCGCUGCAGAAGAUUUAGCGCGUUUGUUGUAAACAACAUACAGCUGAAUAAUACGGCAGUCAUAGUCAUAUUAUACUUACCUACCUAAUAUAAAAGAAAAUAUCAGAAUCUUUCAUCCGAACAAUCAUCACCAUCGUCUUCGACCGAACGACGGAAGCAGAGUAGAUUGUCGAGUAUCGACCGGUCUUGUUCGUUGUGUGGUUUUCUUUUUUUGUUCGUCAACGUUCGAAGGCAUGUUUCCAGCUCUCGGCGCUGACCAGAAGACAUGUAUGCCAAUUGCCAAGUCAAAUUACAAUCUGUACAGUUGACUGACGGGUCCGUUACAAUAUUUGAAGAGCAGCCAUUGCAUACAGGCAUUAUAGGAUUUUGUAUGAAAAGUUUAAAAUACUAACAAAAUACACACGAGCGAGAAGAGCGAUAAGAGAAACGUAUAACUGUUACACGACCGAACAGGACGAAGUGCAACAGAUAUUUGAAUAUAUACUUUAUACUAAAAGGUUUUAAAAUUCUCAGCGAACAAGAUACUGUAGUUGAAAAUCGAAGCAUUAUUUCGACCAUUUAUCGUGUACACAGACACAAAUAAUAAUAAUAAAAAAAACACAUCAUUAGGUAUACUAUAAUCGAUAUAUUCAUCGCCCCGAUCAGAAUCUAAAAUAUAUAGAUAGAGAAAUUGUGAUAAAAUAUGCAAAGUAUUAUAUUCGAUUAUGCAGUAUUUCUACUGCUGAUUGCAUUGUCAUUCGCAGUAUUAAUUUAUAGUAAAAUAACCGGCCCCAAAGAACAGACGAAAGCGAACUAUGUGUUCGCGUCGAAAGGGUCGGUUUCGAUGGGAGCGAUGCUUCUAUCCAUUACACGUGGAUUUCUGGGUGUCAAAGUCUUCCUUGGGUAUCCGUCCGAAUUUUACUAUAGAGGAAGUGGAAUGUGGGAAACCCUGUACGGAAUGUCCCUAGCAUUUCCUUUGGUUUUAUAUUUUUUCCUACCGGUAUAUUUCAAUCUCGGAAUUACUUCAGUUUAUCAGUACUUAGAUAUGCGAUUCAAAUCAAGACUUGUGAGGAGGCUGGCGUCUGCUACAUAUUUUAUUAGAAGUAUACAGAACCUUGGCGUAACAGUUUUCACACCAUGCGUCGCCUUAAAAACUGUGAUGGGUUUGCCUUAUUGGUUUUCAAUAAUCUUAAUUACAUCGAUUUCCAUUGUUUUCACAGUAUUGGGAGGUCUGAGAUCAGCUAUCCUUGCAGACGCCGUACAGAGUUUAGUGAUGAUCGGUUGCAGCAUAGUGAUCAUUAUUCACGGAUUCUUUAUAGCUAAAGGUCCACUAAAUGUAUUCGAAGUGACCAAGGAACGGGACAGGCUGGACUUUUUCAAUUUCAACAUAGACCCCACGCUUCGUGUAUCGACGGUGUCCGCCACUCUUGGUCAGCUGUUCAUGACGCUUUCGAUGUUCGGAUGCCAACAAAAUAUCGUUCAACGCUAUUUUAGUAUGGAAUCUCAGAAACAAGUUGAAAAGGCUUUGUGGCUGACCAUACCGUUGACGAUAUUCCUCUUCAGUCUUUCGUGGAUUGUCGGUAUGGUAAUAUUCACGGUGUACGCUGAUUGCGAUCCUCGAGCACUUGGGUACAUAUCGGAGAUCGACGAGAUCAUACCUUUUUACAUUGAAGACAGAUUUUACUUUUUGCCGGGUUUCAUGGGACUCGUAUUGGCCAGCUUAUUCAACAGUGGACUCAGUAUAGUGUCCAACUUAAAUUCAAUCUCUACUGUUGCUUGGGAAGAUUUUGUCUCUCAAAUACCAAUAUUCAAAGGGGCAAGUGAAAAGAAGCAAUUAUGGUGCAUUAAAAGCAUAGGUGUAAUUACUGGUUUUAUAGUUAUGGGUGUUGCGUUUAUUGUUGCACAAUCUUCAGGUGUUAUUGAUGCUUCUCAGCUAAUGACGUCCGCAACUAGUGGACCUCUUUUAGGAGUUUUUGUUUUAGCUAUGUUUUUCCCAUCAACGAACUGGAAAGGUGCUGCUGCUGGUAUGAUAUCUAGUCAUUUGAUGACCCUGUUUAUUGUACUUGGAUCGUUAUCUAUCGCCAAAGAACCUAAUUAUCUGCCAGUGUCCACUGAAGGGUGUACGAAUACGACGUUCUCGCCACACAUUGAGCCGAUUUUUGAUAUCCAGUAUAAUCAAUACAAAAUGAGCUUUUUGAAUAAAACCCACGACGAAAUUUCCAGUGUCCUGUCGACGCCUGAAGUCGAUUCGUCCUCCACAGACGAUAUACUGACAAUGUUGUACUCGAUAACGUAUAUGUACUACUCAUUAUUGGGCACAUUUGUAUUAGUCUUCGUCGGUGUCAUAGUCAGCUACAUGACAGCCAUACGGACUCGUGAUGACAUACAAUAUCAUCCACUUGGUUACGAACCGAUACUUUAGAUUUUAAGACUAACCUUGUAAAAACAUGACUAAAUGCCAAUGUUUUUCUUUAGUUAUAUUUUUUUUGUAUACUGGGUGCAUCAUUGUAGACCCAGAAUCGUUUUCGUUCAUUUAUCAUUUUUUUUAUACUUAAUAAGAUGUUUGUUUUUGUAAUAAGAAUAAUUAAAAUUAAAGUAUUUUUGAUUAUUGAUUGUAUAAUUGUCUCUCCGUUCAAGUCGAUAAAAGAAUUAAUUAAUGUAGGUACUGUCCUUUAAAUGUCCUCUAACUGUUUUUUCACAUUUAUAUAUUAUGUAUCAAUACGCACAUUUUUAUAAGAAAUAAGUGUUGAAUGGUUCAUUCAACGCUCAUUUUACUAGGUAGUUAAUUUCUCCGAUUUUUUGUUCAAAUUUAACAACAUCCCCUAACCCACAUUUAACUUACCCUACAGUAGAGUGAUGACCACAUGCCCACCAUUUUUUAGUUUGUAGAUUUAAAUAAUAAACCGAAAAUAAAGCAAAUCAAUAUAAUAAUAAUGUUAACACUAAAAGUAUUC